AUGUCGUCUAAACUCAUCCCCAUUAAGGACCAGGCCGCCCUGGUCUUAGAGGAUGGCAAAAUUUACAAGAUACAACACAGAAGACAGAGGAAAAUUUUGAGUUGUGUGCCGUGUCACAAGCGCAAGAUUAAAUGUACUAGGGAACAGCCGAGCUGCUCUAAGUGCCUUAAAAGAAAUUGGGACUGCUCUUACUUUCUUAACGACCGCGUUUCUCGUGGCGGACAGCCGACUGCGGAAACUAGAACUGAAGGAUCCGCGCAGCUACCAACGAAUAUAGUGAGCGGCAAACAUGAUCCUCAGAAGAAGAAGCAGCUACUGAUGGCGAUAGAGAAGGCCAAAUCCAUGAUAAACGAUGAGAGAAAUUUACUGGAACUCAAUAGAAAGCAAAAGCGAGAGUAUCCACGCCGCAAACAGGCCUGGGAGACUGACCAACCCGUGAGCGGCACAGUUACGCCCUCAGGGGGGCACAACCAGCAUGAAUACCCGGUCGCUUCUGUAACAAGCGGCACCUCACAAAGCACACCUACGAUAUCGCCACCUAUGUCUUACUCGUCUAUGCAAGACAGCCCGCGGCCAUUAUCUGGAGAAAACAGUCUACCGAUGUAUUUACCGACGCGACAGAGAGCCGUAGAGCUGUUUGAGGUAUACAGAAACACAGUACAUCCAAUAAUACCUUUACUUGAUUUCUCGAAAUUUAUGAGCGACCAGGAAACCUUUUGGAAUGAAGUCGACCAAGGGGAAUCUGGCAAUACGGACUUUUUACUGAUCCUUUUCCCAGUACUUUACGCAGCCUCAAAAUCCCAGUUCCAUCAGUGCAACGAUAACGAUGCUCUUUUCCAGGAAAUGGCCAGCUUUUUGGAGGCUACAAACGUUCUUUAUGGCAUACAUGACUUUCCCAACAACUUCACUAUGCAGAUGAUAACAGGCUCUGUUUUGAUAAAUUCAAUCAUUGAAAACCCAAGCGUCACAACCAUUGCACAACUUUCCCGUCUCGCUCAACGAGCGAUGCUUUCUCGAGAUCCUGCGUCCUAUCAUCAGAUCACUGACCUCGGCCUGAUACAAUGUCGACGCAUCCUUUUUUGGCAGAUUUUCCAACUGGAUACGAUGACUUCUUUAUAUGACAACCUCCCACCGCUUAUAAAGGUUGAUGAUUUCGAUACCGCACUCCCCGCGGAAGUCGUGCGUGGCGAGCUUGAUCCCAGCCUUUGCCUGCUGAACGCAAAGUACAGGUUUGUGCUUCUUUUAAAUGAGCUGUGCUCGCUCACGAACAGAGGAACUUUCCAGGGGUUGAAGGAAAGAAUAGUCGAUCUUCAUGUUUGUUGUAUGGGGAGCGCACUGUCUCUACGCAACUACAAUAAAGAAAAUGGCCGGCUGACAACAAGCGAUGCUAAGUUCAUCGAUUGGGCAGUAUUCAUGCUGAACACCUUUGCUGACCGCGCGUGUCUUCUCUUGCAUCUAAACAUUAUCAAAACAUCUUUGCCAAUACUGAUGAAGAGGCGGCGGAUCUGGAAGAAGGAGCUUGAUUCAAAACCAGGAGCUCCGUCUGAUCCUAUAUCUGAAAGCGGAUACGGCCAAAACUUUCUUACAAUACAAGCUAUAUUGAAUGAUAGUGGUAAUCUAACCUUGGAUCACGCAUUAAUGGGGUUAGGCGACUCCAACUCAGCCGGGCUUGUUUAUGAUUACGAAGAUUUGACCAACAACCUUAUACCAGCCUCAUUGCACUACUUGGAUGAGUUUUUAAAAUACCACAGUGAUGACACUUAUUCUUGUUACAACUGGGAGCUACUUGUGGGAAACAUGCCGAUCAAUGCCAUCACUUUUUCCCUGAAGACCUUGGCUCUCGAUUUAAACAGGGCGCAACAAAUGGGGGAGGUGCUGAUUCUGCAAAAUGAUUUGCGAUACAUUUUGCUUUCCAAAGCUAUUCCAGUAGCUGAGAUGAAGGUUGACCCCAAAACAGCUGUCUGCAAGAACUGCUUCCAGCUGAUAAUGUUGUUGUUCCGUUUGAUAAUUGUCAAGUACGGUAAGGCAAUGCAGCUAUUGAGCGAUAACCAACUAGACGCAUCGAAAAUGUUCUACAGCAAGUACGACGUUGGAAACGCACUUCUCACUAGCGAUCGCUCAGGUGUUGUUCCCCAGCCGAGCGUGGGGCCCAUGAGCGGCAGCCACGGAUCCGAGCGCCAUUCCCAAGCUCUGAAUGGUAGUCCUGCCGACGUUGACUCUUCCCGGGACGCAAACCGAAUUCUGAGCAUAACCAGCAUCAUCAACAGCGAAGAUCUCUUCAACGAUGGAUUUUCGUUUUCAGGUAACUUAAUCUACAACAACAACGCAUUGGAUACCUCAUACACUACCUCUUGUGCUCAGAUCGCACCUCGCAUUAUGCGCACACUUUCCUCCGCUCCUCAAAAUCAAAGUGGAGCACCUAACUUUGGAGAGGCUGGGCCUCAGCCUAGUCAGCCCGCAGAAGGGGAAGCUAAUGUGUCUACUGCCAAUGUCUACUUCAAUCCUUAUGUCCAUAAUAUGCCGCUCAGUCCAACUCCCGCUCUUGCGCCUCUGCCGGCAAUGGCAACUGAUUAUGCAACCGCCAACGCAUUGUAUGGAAAUGGCAAACCCGCUUUUCAGAGUGCUGGAGCCGUAUCCAAUGAAAGCGGCUCAGUUGGUCGGACAGAACCAGAAGUACAACCGCAGCCAGAGAUUGAGUGGAUCCGACAAGAAGUCCAGCGCCACAUACUACUACUGAACAGUGACACUGGCGAAAUGGAAACAAUAGGGACUGGAGACGAAUACUACCGCGAGUUCGAGAAUGCGCUGCUCGAAAUAAUAUGUGGAAUCUUGAGCGGCUGA
This is a messenger RNA of Lachancea thermotolerans CBS 6340, 2841 nucleotides long. RefSeq names its product KLTH0E06666p. Gene Ontology annotation, molecular function: DNA-binding transcription factor activity, RNA polymerase II-specific; zinc ion binding; DNA binding. The record is from RefSeq and is a predicted model, not a curated record. Bases 1 to 2841 code for a protein of 946 amino acids. The transcript has a single exon. Lineage: Eukaryota; Fungi; Ascomycota; Saccharomycetes; Saccharomycetales; Saccharomycetaceae. Gene Ontology annotation, biological process: regulation of DNA-templated transcription; DNA-templated transcription.